Molecule: messenger RNA, 2939 nt
Organism: Pomacea canaliculata
Lineage: Eukaryota; Metazoa; Mollusca; Gastropoda; Architaenioglossa; Ampullariidae
Exons: 6
Coding region: 256-2559 (767 amino acids)
Biological process (GO): signal transduction
Molecular function (GO): protein binding
Source: RefSeq, a predicted model, not a curated record
GAAUAAUAUGUUUGGUUGCUAGCGAAGCCAUGCUGUGUAACGUGCUCAAGGAAAAAGUAAUGUGUACGAGUGUUGUCAAGAACAGGCACGCUGAAGUGUAUUGAAUUACAAAUAAAUUGGGACUAUAGUGCAAUGAUAGUCUUCACUUAGGACAUGUUGCAGAGCUUGACGAGUGCUGCAGAAAGCGUUACUACUGAUCGAACAGUAUGUCGGCGCAAGUCGAGCCUUUAAGAUGGUGACCAAGAGGCAGCGAACAUGAUCACAGAUUCGUUGGAAGCGUCGGAAGCGAUGGGAAAGAUGACCGAAUUUGGGCAAAGGGAGCCAAGUUCAGAGACUAUAUCUCAACUGCCGCAUCAAGAAGACAGUGAGAUCAUCGUAAAAUCGGCAGGUGAUUCUUCCCAGCAAGAGGUCAUGGUCACCCAGACAGAUGAAGGGGUAACUGUGAGUACCUCAUGCAAAAUGGACCAGUUACCGACAUCGGCAGAGACAGAAGUUAAUAAUAAGAAAGAUGACAUGACUGCAGAGAAGACAGACGCUAAAAUUGAAGCUUUAGAAAGAAAAUUGGGAAAGAUCAAAAGUGUUACAGUGCCCCAGAUUGAUUCCGUAUCCAACUUGAAGUCAUACUCUGUGCAAGCUAGACACGGACAUUCUACUAACAUUCAUGAAAAGCGUUCUCACCAACCAAGAGAAAAUAAAUCACCAACAGAAAUCCCAUCAUCAGUGGUAGUAGGCACAAGUCCCAUAUCACGAAAUAAGCGCAUGAAGAAAAGUAUAUUUGUGUCAUACUCUCCAGAUGCUGGUUUCAUGGAACGCCAGUUUGUGGUAGAAUUAGUACGGCAGCUGAAGGAGAACAACUUAGCAGAAGAUCUGUGGUUUGAUAAGGAUGAAAAUAAUAUAGACAGUCCUUGCUGGUUCUCCCUUCGGAUGGAGGCAGCUGAAAAAUGCCGAGCAGCCAUGUUAAUCCUCUCAGAUAGUUAUUUCAUCUGUCCAGUGUCGGUAUAUGAGAGCAAAAUUCUCCUCGAAAGACAAAAAUUGGAUCCAUUGUCUGUUAAAGUGUUUUCUGUGCUUUUUUCUUCAGUGGAGAAUGCUGAGAUUCCCAAACAGAAUUUAGCAUUUAUUUCAACUGCUGUGGAUUUAAGUUCGAAUGAACAGGCCACUAAGUCACCAGCAGAGAAGACAUCUGUGGUUAUUGGUGCAAUCAUGGAAGAACUUGAAAAGUUUGCCACAAUAAAUGCACCUCCAUCACCAUUCUCAACGCCAGAUAAUGAAUUUACUGGAGAGUAUAAAAAGAAAAAGAUUUGCCAAUGGAGCUCAUCAGAUUUGCAAGAAUGGCUUUUUAGUAUGGGCAUCAAGGAAUUUUAUCGACAGAGUCUUGCUGAGUAUAUGGUGGAUGGUUUUCUUCUAAUGUCACUGACAGAUCGUGACAUGGUGACACAACUUGGCAUUGACAGUCGUGUUGUGCGCAAGAAAAUCAUGCAGCAGAUUUUAGCCACUUUGGACAGGGAACACAAACAGAUGGACAACUGGCACCUUCGUGCUCGUGCUCAGAGAGCAAAGCCAGAUGUUGUGUACCUAAUCUAUGAUCCAGAAGAUGUGCGACUAGCUCAGAAUCUAAAGGCAGACUUAAAGAAGAAAAGUUUACAGGUGAUUCAUCAUGACAGCAUGAAGCUGGGUCACUCCAGAGAAGAGUUCUUGCAGAUCAACGGACCCCAAAUUGCCAUGGCAACUUAUGUGGUUGUACUUAUGACCAGCACCAUGACUAGAAGUCCCUUUGUCUUCCAGGAAGUGCUGUUUGCUGAUUGGCUCGGCAAGAAGCUGGUGACAGCCCUCUUUAAAAAUGUCUGGGAUCACAUGCGGUGUUCACUGAAAGCUGUACUAGGGGAAUGCCCAGCUAUUGAUUUUGAGACAAAGAUGUAUGCUGAAUCCCUGGAUGUGUUGGAGCACCAUAUCAAGCCACUGCGGCGUGUACCAGGAGUUGUGCUGGAGCAGACCUAUCUUGACAAAAUGGCUGAGGGACUCAAACCACUUGAAUUGCUUGCAGAUGUUCACAAUGGCUUGAGUCCUGCAUAUCAGAAUGAAGAUGACCCCAAGGUUUUCAUAAGCUACCAGUGGGAUAUGCAAAGCAAAGUCGAUGAGAUCCGUGUCAUGCUACAGCGGAAUGGCUUAUCUUGCUGGGCAGAUAUUGCUAUGUCACAAAGAGGACACAGCAGCCGCAGUUUACGUUCUAGUGCCUCUUUCAGUGGCCAGAUAGACUCUGCUUCUAAUACCCUGCAGGGACAAAUUCAACGAAGCAUGCGACAUGCAAUUGUGGUUUUGUGCUGCAUUACACCUAAGUACCUCCAGUCAGACAACUGUGUUAAGGACUUGGGUCUAGCAGAGACUUAUAAUAAACCCAUCAUACCUAUCCUGCUUCGUUUCACACCUUUUGAUAGUGCACCUUCUCAGGUGCGACGAAUCUUGCUGCGCAACAGUUAUGUGGAUCUCAGCAAUGAGCGAUUGUACAAACAAAACGUUGGUAUUGUCUUGGAAAGGGUAAAAAAAAUAAUUUCUUUUCGAUAAAUUAGGUGUUUCAUCCUGUCUGGCAGUAUGACAUUAAACAUUUUAGUGACAAGCAAGUAAAACAGAAAAAGAGAAUGCAAAUUCAUCAGCUAUUUCUUUGUUCUAAGGAAAAAAAUGUAAAUGUUAAUUUGUAUAAUGAUAGAACAACAUACUUAAUGUGUUGACCCUUUAAAAAAUUAUGCAACUUGUAGCUAUUGCAUAAACUGGGAAGGCAAUCAUUACUGAGACCAGGAAUUCCUAGCAUUUUUCUGUACAGGACUGUGCUGCUGCAUACAUCUAUGAUAGUUACAAAAAAGAAAUGUUCUCUUUAACUUCAGAGCGAAGGCACAACAGUAUAUUACUUGUUUAUAAACUUUGCUGCAUUGACAAGAUGUCCGUGA